UCAGGGAGAGGCAGUCCCGAAAAACCUCUCACGCACACAGCCCGGCACAGCAAGGCAGUCACACCAAGGUGGGAAAAGAGGGCAGAAGAGCGCGAGGGGCUGGAGGUGGCGCUCCUGUGUCCCACUCGUUCUCACUGGGUUGGGAAAGAGAAGCUGUCCCUCAGAAGCGCAGGCUGCGCUAGCUUAGGGUGGACGUGGGUAACGCUCAGCCGACUCCCCGCAGGCGCCCUAUGCAGGGGUUUGUUUCUGGGGCGGACCCGCACCAGCGUGUAAGGGGAGUAGGAGAGAUGUACGUGACCCCGGUGGUGCGCAGCCGCGCCCUAUCGCCCCGGCCACGCGCCGACGCCCCGCCCCGUCCGUGACGCGUUCGCGCGGGGCCUCCGCCCCAUCCCCCUCCCGGGCGGGCGGCAGCGCGCUGCCUUCGCCGUUCCCCGCCCCCUCGCCUCUGAGGCUGCCCGGAUAGCUGCCUGAUUCAAGGCCCAGCAGCUUCUGCCUUCCCGAUCCCCAUCGACGGACCGAGGCAGCCCACCUGCAGGACCGUGGCGCUGUCGGUCCACGUGGCCGCUCCGGAGCAGGUUGGAGUUGGCAGCGGGCUGCGCUGCGGGCACAGGCGCGGCGGACAGCCCCGGGGGCAGCGACGGGGUCCUGGCUGGGAGAGGACAGGGUUGCGGCGGGCGGAACGGUGUCUCCUUCACUUCGCCCUCCAGCCGCUGCAGCUGCAGCCGGACAGUGAGCGUGACGAGCGGCUUCAGCAGCUAGCGGAGCGGUGGCUGCGGCCCCCCUCAGGAGACCACCAGAUUCCCCUCUUCCCACGGCCUCGCCAUGGCGACCUACGGACAGACUUGCGCGCGGCCAAUGUGUAUUCCUCCAUCAUAUGCUGACCUUGGCAAAGCUGCCAGAGAUAUUUUCAACAAAGGAUUUGGUUUUGGGUUGGUGAAACUGGAUGUGAAAACAAAGUCUUGCAGUGGCGUGAUAUCACAAUUUCUGGCUGUAGUCUCUUUAUUAUUUUCACAUCAGCUGUCUUCCUUAGGCAUGGCGUGGUGAUGCUUGUGAUCCCAGCUACUCAGGAGGCUGAGGAAUUUUCAACGUCUGGUUCAUCUAAUACAGACACUGGUAAAGUUACUGGGACCUUGGAGACCAAAUACAAGUGGUGUGAGUAUGGUCUGACUUUCACAGAAAAGUGGAACACUGAUAACACUCUGGGAACAGAAAUCGCAAUUGAAGACCAGAUUUGUCAAGGUUUGAAACUGACAUUUGAUACUACCUUCUCACCAAACACAGGAAAGAAAAGUGGUAAAAUCAAGUCCUCUUACAAGAGGGAGUGUAUAAACCUUGGUUGUGAUGUUGACUUUGAUUUUGCUGGACCUGCAAUCCAUGGUUCAGCUGUCUUUGGUUAUGAGGGCUGGCUUGCUGGGUACCAGAUGACCUUUGACAGUGCCAAAUCAAAGCUGACAAGGAAUAACUUUGCAGUGGGCUACAGGACUGGGGACUUCCAGCUACACACUAAUGUGAAUGAUGGGACGGAAUUUGGAGGAUCAAUUUAUCAGAAAGUAUGUGAAGAUCUUGACACUUCAGUAAACCUUGCUUGGACAUCAGGUACCAACUGCACUCGUUUUGGCAUUGCAGCUAAAUAUCAGUUGGAUCCUACUGCUUCCAUUUCUGCAAAAGUCAACAACUCUAGCUUAAUUGGAGUAGGCUACACUCAGACUCUGAGGCCUGGUGUGAAGCUUACACUCUCUGCUCUGGUAGACGGAAAGAGCAUUAAUGCUGGAGGCCACAAGCUUGGGCUCGCCCUGGAGUUGGAGGCUUAAUCCAGCUGAAAGAUACCUUUGGGAAUGGAUAUCAGAAGAUUUGGCCUUAAUAUAUUUCCAUUGUGACCAGCAGCAGGCUUUUUCCCCCCCAAGAAGAUGAUCAAAACAAAGGAUGAUCUCAACAAGAGCUGUAUUUUAAGUAUUUAGACAGUUCCUUGUUAGCUGGUUUCUAGUUGAAUUGGUUAUCUAGUUACCAAUGCUGCAGUCCUGCAGUCACCUAUACAUUAUUUAAAUGUAUUUAACUGUUAAAUGCGCUACCCACCAAUAAUGAAAUAGACCUUUAUGAAAACUGUGCAAUUGUGUGCAUGUUUGUUUUUAUGUUCCUUUAGAAAACAUUGACUAUUACCAUUGAAUGAGAUGGAUCAGUGGAUAUUGAGAUGAGGUUAAAAAUUUUGUUAAGUUCAGCCAUUAUUACUUUUGGUAUCCCAGAACAUGACAAAUUAUGAAUAAAACAAGUAUACAUAA
Messenger RNA from Mandrillus leucophaeus (drill), 2276 nucleotides. RefSeq names its product voltage-dependent anion channel 2 (gene VDAC2). The record is from RefSeq and is a predicted model, not a curated record. Lineage: Eukaryota; Metazoa; Chordata; Mammalia; Primates; Cercopithecidae. The transcript is spliced from 11 exons. Gene Ontology annotation, molecular function: voltage-gated monoatomic anion channel activity. Gene Ontology annotation, biological process: monoatomic anion transmembrane transport. The coding region runs from base 1044 to 1811 and encodes 255 amino acids. Gene Ontology annotation, cellular component: mitochondrial outer membrane.